Prorocentrum cordatum is the source of this 441-nucleotide messenger RNA. The record is from the annotation of a GenBank genome assembly. Lineage: Eukaryota; Dinophyceae; Prorocentrales; Prorocentraceae.
AUGGAUCCUACUUGGAUGUACUCUCUUCACGGACACGGGUGGCCGUUCGAACCACUCGUUGUGCAUCGAAUUGUGCGUGCUGUGUGCUGUAGUUCUGCUGCCGAGGUGAUCACUUUGGACGAAGAAUCAAGGGAAGCUGCAACGAUGCUGGCCUCCAAAAGCUGCAACGAUGCUGGCAUCCAAUCUUCGGCGGGGCGCGCCGCGGAGCUCUGUCGCGUGGACCGCGCGGCGGAGGUGUAUGUUUCUCGGGGCCUGCCGGAGCAGGAGGGCCCCGAGCGCCGCGGCCGGCCCGAGAGCCUGCGACGCGGUCGCGCCUUCGCGCGCCGUUGGCGUAGAGCACACCGCGGCGGAGAGCACACCCCGUCGCGCGCCGCUGCACGACUCCGCGGGGCGAGCUCUGCGGAGGGACGCGCGCGGAAGCCGCGGGUGCAGAUCAGGUGA